UGGUAGUUUGACUCUUAUCUCUCUCUCUCUCUCUCUCUCUCUCUCUCAUUCCGACUCUCUCCCCCGCUCUGAGCUUCAAAAUCAGGAACACAAUGCUAAGGGCUUCGCAUCUUCCGCCAUCGGCAACUCCAGCUAUUUCUGUACUCAGAUUCUCCCUAAUUUCCUCUACCAAUAACUUUUUUCCACCUUCAAACCUUCACAAAAUCUCCCCAUAUUCUUCACCAUCUCUCACUUUUCUCCCCAAAACCCUUGAACCAUCUCUACCUCGUCCCUCCCCUUUCGGCUUCAAGCGCCUAAUUCCCAUGGCGUCUCCCAAUGCAUCAGCUUCGCUUAGUGCUGAAAGUGGCUCUGGUGGUGGAAGGGAAAUACUGGUGCAGCAUCUACUUGUUAAAGAAGACGACGUUAAGCUUCUUUUAGAUCUUCAGCAGAGAAUUUCAGGGGGCGAGGACCUGAGUGAUCUUGCUGUUGAAUAUUCACUUUGCCCGUCGAAAGAAGAAGGUGGAAUGCUUGGGUGGGUGAGGAAGGGACAAAUGGUGCCUGAGUUUGAGGAGGCUGCAUUUAGUGCACCUUUGAACAAGGUUGUUAGAUGUAAAACUAAAUUUGGAUGGCAUUUGUUGCAAGUCCUUUCGGAGAGGGAAGAAUCAUUACUAAAAGACAUUCAACCUGAAGGGCUUCAUGCUAGAAUACAAGAUCCCAGUUUCAUAGACGAGGCUCAGUUGAUUGAUCACCGAGAACCUGAUGAAGUGGUUCAAGCUUCUUUGCCAGGUUUUGAGGUUCUUCCCCUUCGACAAUUUGGAACCUGGGGACCUUAGAUAUCUACUAAGUUUGACCCUCAGAAGGAUACUUAUGUUCUGUGUCACCAUGGUAUGCGGUCAUUACAGGUUGCCAAGUGGUUGCAGACGCAGGGAUUUAGGAAAGUAUACAACGUAGCUGGAGGAAUUCAUGCAUAUGCUCUAAAGGCUGAUCAGUCAAUUCCAACGUACUGAUAUCUC
Molecule: messenger RNA, 992 nt
Organism: Morus notabilis
Lineage: Eukaryota; Viridiplantae; Streptophyta; Magnoliopsida; Rosales; Moraceae
Product: rhodanese-like/PpiC domain-containing protein 12, chloroplastic
Exons: 8
Coding region: 93-812 (239 amino acids)
Molecular function (GO): peptidyl-prolyl cis-trans isomerase activity
Source: RefSeq, a predicted model, not a curated record